This is a messenger RNA of Iphiclides podalirius (scarce swallowtail), 312 nucleotides long. NCBI's taxonomy places the organism in Eukaryota, Metazoa, Arthropoda, Insecta, Lepidoptera, Papilionidae. The record is from the annotation of a GenBank genome assembly.
AUGGGGCAUCCUCGAGUCUUCCGCAACUCAGAGGAAAGGUUCCGAUGGGAAAGGCGCCGUUCUCGUGUGAAAGAGGAGGCGGCCUGGGAACCGGCGCGCGGGUCACAGGUCGCCGGGAUAAUUACGGACGCAACUUUGCCGGCGCACGCGCAGCCCAUUGGGGUGCACCGGGCAUUUCUGAUUUCACAUCCGCCCACGUGCGCUGCCAAUAAACAAAUGUCUAGCAAUCGGCGUAAUGAAGGUGGAGAGGGGGGGGGGGGGGGGGACAAGGGCGUCGCGUGGCGGCCACGCGACAGCAUUAAAGUCCUCCAU